Molecule: messenger RNA, 3779 nt
Organism: Manihot esculenta (cassava)
Lineage: Eukaryota; Viridiplantae; Streptophyta; Magnoliopsida; Malpighiales; Euphorbiaceae
Product: calcium-transporting ATPase 1
Exons: 7
Coding region: 318-3380 (1020 amino acids)
Biological process (GO): calcium ion transmembrane transport
Cellular component (GO): intracellular membrane-bounded organelle; membrane
Molecular function (GO): calmodulin binding; ATP hydrolysis activity; P-type calcium transporter activity
Source: RefSeq, a predicted model, not a curated record
UUCCGUAAUUCAUUUUCUCCUUAUUCUCCUGCAGGCAAGGAUCUAAGAAAGCGUGAGGAAGUUGCCGUUUACAAGGUCAAGUUUAGUCUUGGUUUGCUUUUAUUUCUUCGUUGACAGGUGGAGCCAAUGGAAUAAAGCAAUUGCUUGAGAAUUUUGCAAGAUCAGAGUACCUUUGGUUCUUGCUUCUGAUCAGCUUCUCUUUGAAUUUUUCCUACUAUUUUUGGUGCUUUAGAAGAGUUUAGAGGUUAGCAUUUUUAUUUUCAAACUAAGUUCAAGCAAGUAGAAAUCCGUUGGUUUGGUAGGAGGAAUCCUAUGUGAUGGAGAACUAUUUGAAUGAGAACUUUGGGGAUGUGAAGCCUAAGAACUCAUCGGAGGAAGCUCUGCAGAGAUGGAGGAAGCUCUGUUGGUUAGUCAAGAAUCGGAAACGGCGAUUUCGUUUCACUGCUAAUCUCUCCAAACGCUUUGAGGCCGAGGCUAUUCGUCGCUCCAAUCAGGAGAAGCUUCGAGUUGCAGUUUUAGUCUCAAAAGCUGCUCUUCAGUUUAUACACUGCCUAAAUUUGUCCAAUGACUACACGGUACCUGAGGAGGUUGAGUCUGCUGGCUUUCAAAUUUGUGCUGAAGAGUUGGCAACCAUUGUUGAAGGCCAUGAUGUGAAGAAACUGACAAUUCAUGGUGGAGUGGAGAGCAUCUCUGGCAAGCUCUCCACGUCAAUUACUGAUGGUAUUUCUACUUCUGAGGACUCACUGAAAAGAAGGACUGAAAUUUAUGGGAUAAAUAAAUUCACUGAGAGCCCACCAAGGGGUUUCUGGGUUUUUGUUUGGGAAGCUCUUCAAGAUACCACUCUUAUGAUACUUGGUGUUUGUGCCCUUGUGUCUCUUAUUGUUGGCAUAAUUAUGGAAGGAUGGCCAAAGGGUGCUCAUGAUGGACUAGGAAUUGUUGCAAGCAUUCUGCUUGUUGUCUUUGUCACUGCUACAAGUGAUUAUAAGCAAUCUCUGCAGUUCAAAGAAUUGGACAAGGAGAAGAAAAAGAUAUCAGUUCAUGUUACCAGAAAUGGUUUGAGGCAGAAGAUCUCCAUAUAUGAUUUACUUCCUGGUGACAUUGUUCAUCUUUCCAUUGGAGAUCAGGUCCCUGCUGAUGGACUCUUCGUCUCAGGGUUUUCUUUGUUAAUUAAUGAAUCCAGUUUAACAGGAGAGAGUGAACCAGUUCCUGUAAAUGCUACAAAUCCAUUUCUUCUUUCUGGAACCAAAGUUCAGGAUGGAUCAUGCAAAAUGCUCGUGACUACUGUUGGAAUGAGAACACAGUGGGGUAAACUAAUGGCUACACUCAGUGAAGGAGGAGAUGAUGAGACCCCAUUGCAGGUCAAACUGAAUGGAGUAGCAACUGUCAUUGGGAAAAUAGGCCUAUUUUUUGCUGUGGUGACAUUUGCUGUCUUGGUGGAAGGGUUAUUUAGACGUAAGCUUCAUGAAGGAAGCCACUGGAACUGGUCUGGUGAUGACACCAUGGAAAUGUUGGAAUUUUUUGCUGUUGCUGUUACAAUUGUUGUUGUUGCAGUUCCUGAGGGCCUUCCAUUGGCUGUCACAUUAAGUCUUGCUUUUGCAAUGAAAAAGAUGAUGAAUGAUAAGGCACUUGUUCGUCAUCUGGCAGCUUGUGAAACAAUGGGCUCUGCCACAACUAUCUGUAGUGACAAAACUGGGACACUAACAACUAACCACAUGACUGUUGUAAAAGCAUCCAUUUGUGGGGAAAUCAAGGAAGUAACAAGCUCCAAGGGGACUUUUAAUUUUGGGUCUGCAGUUCCUGGUUCUGCUAUGAGAAUUCUACUUGAAUCAAUAUUUAAUAACACUGGGGGAGAAGUUGUUAAUAACAAAGACAACAAAAUUGAGAUACUGGGAUCACCAACUGAAACUGCUCUUUUAGAAUUGGGGAUGCUACUUGGAGGAAAUUUCCAAGAAGAAAGGAAAAAAUCAAACAUUGUGAAAGUCGAACCAUUCAACUCUACAAAGAAGCGAAUGAGUGUAGUUUUACAGCUUGCAAAUGGGAGUUUUCGGGCACACUGUAAGGGAGCCUCGGAAAUAAUUUUAGCUGCCUGUGACAAAUUUAUAGACACAAAUGGUGAGGUUGUUCCCCUUGAUGAAGCAGCUGUCAACCAUUUAAAAAAUACAAUUGAACAAUUUGCUAGUGAAUCUCUUCGGACUCUUUGCCUUGCUUACAUAGAAAUUGGAAGUGAAUUCUCUGCUGAAAGCUCUAUUCCUUCCAAAGGAUACACUUGCUUAGGUAUUGUGGGUAUCAAAGAUCCAGUUCGCCCUGGCGUCAGAGAGUCUGUUGCAGCUUGCAGAUCAGCUGGAAUUGUUGUUCGAAUGGUAACUGGAGACAACAUAACCACUGCAAAAGCUAUUGCUAGAGAAUGUGGAAUUUUGACUGAUAAGGGCAUAGCAAUUGAAGGACCAGAAUUUCGGAAUAAGAGUGAGGAGGAGUUGCAUGAACUGAUUCCAAGAAUUCAGGUAAUGGCCCGAUCUUCACCAUUGGAUAAACAUACCCUUGUGAAGCACCUGCGAACAACCUUUGGAGAGGUUGUGGCAGUGACUGGUGAUGGUACAAAUGACGCUCCGGCUCUUCAUGAAGCGGACAUUGGGUUAGCCAUGGGUAUUGCUGGAACUGAGGUGGCAAAGGAAAGUGCUGAUGUCAUAAUUCUGGAUGAUAACUUCUCCACUAUUGUGACAGUGGCAAAAUGGGGACGUUCAGUUUAUAUAAACAUUCAAAAAUUUGUUCAGUUUCAACUGACAGUCAAUGUGGUUGCCCUGAUUGUCAACUUUUCUUCAGCCUGUUUGACAGGUAAUGCCCCCCUAACUGCUGUUCAACUUCUCUGGGUCAAUAUGAUCAUGGAUACUUUAGGUGCACUAGCACUAGCCACAGAACCUCCUAAUGAUGACCUGAUGAAGAGAUCACCAGUUGGUAGGAAAGGAAACUUCAUUAGCAAUGUAAUGUGGAGAAAUAUUUUGGGGCAGUCUAUGUAUCAGUUUGUGAUGAUAUGGUAUCUUCAGACGAGAGGAAAAGCAUUUUUCCAUCUUGAUGGUCCAGAUUCUGAUUUAGUACUAAACACGCUAAUCUUUAACGCGUUUGUCUUUUGUCAGGUUUUCAAUGAGAUUAGCUCCCGAGAAAUGGAGAAGAUAAAUGUCUUCAAAGGAAUACUGAAGAACUAUGUGUUCGUGGCUGUACUCACUUGCACCGUGAUCUUCCAAAUUGCAAUUGUUGAGCUCCUUGGUACGUAUGCAAAUACAUCUCCUCUCAAUUGGCGGCAGUGGUUUGUCACCGUUUUCCUUGGUUUCCUUGGCAUGCCAAUUGCAGCUGCCUUAAAGAUGAUACCAGUGGUAUCAAACUGAGACCUGAGCAGUGAGCUAAUGUGCUAGGUACUUCCUUUGCCAUCCAAAUUCUCACACAUGAAUGAGAUUUUUUAAACUUUUGCCACCCAUUCUUUAUUGUAAUUUUUUAAUCAGCUCAUCAUACAGCUGUAGCAUCAAUGGGGCUGUAGAAUUUUUUCACAAUAAAAGUGUGAAUGGCUACCAAAAUUUGAGGCCAAAGAUGGUUUUGACUGCUUAGGUGUUGUUGAUUAGAAGCAUGAAAACUGAUCUUCAUGGCAAGAUUUGUUACGAACCAGUAAAGCUUGUAGGAGAAAGAAUGUGAUGCGAUUUAUAAACUGAACCUUUUCAUGGUCUGAGAGUUCUUUUACUUGGUUAUCCAGUUCUAGUAACAUUGCCUUUGUUGAAAUUUGCAUUCUUUUA